AUGCAGCGUAUUAACAGCACUUAUGUGGUCAAAAGAGAUGGCCGAAAGGAAGUUGUACAUUUUGACAAAAUAACAGCUCGCUUGAAUAAGCUUUCGUACAACCUGAACAUGGACUACAUUGAUCCCGUUUUGGUUACAAUGAAAGUUAUUGGUGGACUUUACAAAGGAGUCCCAACCGUUGAGCUUGACAAUCUGGCUGCUGAAACUGCUGCUUCCAUGACUACUCAGCAUCCAGAUUACGCCAUACUUGCUGCUCGUAUUGCUAUUUCUAAUUUACAUAAGAAGACCAAUAAGGUUUUCUCCGAGGUUAUGGAACGCUUAUAUAACUUCCGCUCCAAGUACACUAACGAACAUGCUCCCAUGAUCAGUAAGGAAACUUAUGAUAUCAUCAUGAAGAAUGAGGAUCGUUUGAAUUCUGCCAUUGUCUAUGAUCGUGACUUCUCCUACUCAUAUUUUGGAUUUAAAACACUUGAACGCUCUUAUCUUUUAAAGAUUAACAAAGAGGUAGUUGAGAGACCACAGCACAUGCUUAUGAGAGUUGCUGUUGGAAUUCACGGAGAAGAUAUUGAUAGUGCUAUUGACACCUAUAACCUUAUGAGUGAAAGAUAUUUCACCCAUGCCUCACCCACUCUAUUUAACUCUGGAACAUGCAGACCACAAAUGUCAUCUUGCUUCUUACUAACAAUGUCCGAAGAUUCCAUUCAAGGUAUCUAUGAUACCCUGAAGCAAUGCGCCUUGAUCUCAAAGAGUGCUGGAGGAAUCGGAAUUAAUGUUCAUAAAAUCAGAGCUACCGGAUCUAUUAUCAAUGGAACCAAUGGAACAUCUAAUGGACUUGUACCCAUGCUUCGUGUGUUUAAUAACACUGCUCGUUAUGUUGACCAAGGCGGUAACAAGCGACCUGGUGCCUUUGCCAUUUAUCUCGAGCCUUGGCACGCUGAUAUCUAUGAGUUCAUCGCUCUUCGCAAGAACACUGGUCCUGAAGAAGAACGAGCUAGAGAUCUUUUCUACGCUCUCUGGAUUCCCGAUCUGUUCAUGAAGAGAGUCGAGAGAGAUCAAGAUUGGUCCCUCAUGUGUCCCAAGGAAUGCCCAGGACUCGAUGAUUGUUGGGGAGAAGAGUUUGAAAAGCUCUACACCAAAUAUGAGGAAGAUAAAUGCUACCGUAAGCAGGUUAAGGCUAGAAAGCUGUGGGAGCAGAUCGUUUCAAGUCAAAUCGAGACUGGUCUUCCCUACAUCGUCUACAAGGAUGCCUGUAACAGAAAGUCUAAUCAACAAAAUCUUGGAACUAUCAAAUGCUCUAAUCUCUGUACUGAGAUUGUUGAGUACAGUAGUCCAGAUGAGAUUGCCGUAUGUAACUUGGGAUCUAUUGCUCUCCCACGUUUCGUCACACCCGAAAAGACUUUCGAUUACGAGAAACUUCACUUAGUUACUAAGACACUCACUAAGAAUCUCAACAAGAUCAUCGAUGUUAACUAUUAUCCUGUCGAAGAAGCUCGUCGUUCUAACAUGCGACAUCGUCCAAUCGGUCUCGGAGUACAGGGACUUGCUGACUGUUUCAUGUUGAUGAGAUAUCCAUUUACCUCCAAAGAAGCUCGUGACUUAAACAAACGUAUCUUUGAAACAAUUUAUUACGCUGCUUUAGAAGCAUCUUGUGAACUAGCUGAAAAGCUCGGACCCUACGAAACCUAUGAGGGAUCGCCAGUCUCAAAAGGAAUUUUACAGUAUGAUAUGUGGGGUGUAACUCCAACUGACCAGUGCGACUGGGAAACUAUCAAAGAGAAAAUUAAGAAGCACGGAGUUCGCAACAGUCUUUUGCUUGCUCCUAUGCCAACUGCUUCUACUGCCCAAAUUCUUGGAAAUAACGAAUCUAUUGAGCCCUACACUUCCAAUAUUUACAGUCGUCGUGUACUUUCUGGCGAUUUCCAGAUUGUCAAUCCACAUCUCCUUAACGAUCUUGUCGAGCUUGGAAUAUGGACAGAAGAGACCAAGAAUAUGAUGAUUGCUCAUAAUGGCUCCAUUGCUAACAUUCCCGGAAUUCCUGAUGAUAUCAAGGCUCUUUACCAAACUGUAUGGGAGUUAUCUCAGAAGGAGAUUAUCGAAAUGGCAGCUGACCGUGGAGCUUUCAUUGAUCAAUCGCAAUCAUUGAAUAUUCACAUUGCUCGACCAAGUUAUGCUAACAUCACAUCCAUGCACUUCUAUGGAUGGAAGAAGGGAUUGAAAACUGGAAUGUACUAUCUGCGUACAAAGCCAGCUGUAAAUGCAGUACAAUUCACUGUAGACAAGAAAGCUCUGCAGAAUAAUGAAGUGGACAACCAAGCCUCCAGAAUGGCAAAAGCCACCAUUGAGGAGGAUGAAGGUUGCCUCAUGUGCUCUGGAUAA
Messenger RNA from Auanema sp. JU1783, 2376 nucleotides. NCBI's taxonomy places the organism in Eukaryota, Metazoa, Nematoda, Chromadorea, Rhabditida, Rhabditidae. The record is from the annotation of a GenBank genome assembly.